GCAAACAUUCGCCAGCGAAGUAAUCCACCAGCAACAUGAAAGUGCUCAACAUCUGCCUCCUGGUCGUGGCCUCCGCCAGCUUCCUCCUGGUCACCGCCAACGCCAAUGCCGUCGGUGCCUUCGAGGACUUCGAGGCCUACACCGAUGCCGAGCUCGAGGAGCUCUCCGCCGCCGAGUUGAUGGCUAUGGAGGAGGAGUUCAUGGGCGUCGAGCAGUUCGGCUUCAUUAGGUCGUGCCGCAAGAUUCUGGUCGCUGGAUUCAAGGGCAUCAACGGCACCAAGUGCAUCGUCGAGGAGGUGGCCAAUGUGCUGCUCACCUGCACCAACUACGUGGACGAGCUGGGCACCUGCACCGGCAACAUUCCCAAGGACGUCCAGGCCAUGCUGGACAAUGCCAAGCAGAUGAUCAUCACCAGCAACAAGAUCAUCAACCUGAAGUCCGAGCUGUGCGCCACCACCUCCAGGGGCGUCGUCUCCUCCACCAAGAGCUUCAUGCGCUGCACCCUGAAGGCCUUCUAUGCCACCAUGUCCCUUGUCCGCCGCAUGAACACGAUGAUCAAGCAGGGCGCCGCCCUGCCCUUCGACACCUCCUCCUGCUACGUGGAUGCCACCAAGAAGGUGGUCGACGGCUGCAACGCCUUCGUGCCCAACAUCAACACCUGCAUCGCCAGCAUGACCUAAGUGGUUCCCAAAACUGAUAAUAAAACAAUGCAUUUAUGCGCAAAGCA
This is a messenger RNA of Drosophila erecta, 727 nucleotides long. RefSeq lists its product as uncharacterized. Bases 36 to 680 code for a protein of 214 amino acids. Lineage: Eukaryota; Metazoa; Arthropoda; Insecta; Diptera; Drosophilidae. The record is from RefSeq and is a predicted model, not a curated record. The transcript is spliced from 2 exons.